Molecule: messenger RNA, 2906 nt
Organism: Neltuma alba
Lineage: Eukaryota; Viridiplantae; Streptophyta; Magnoliopsida; Fabales; Fabaceae
Product: putative U-box domain-containing protein 50
Exons: 8
Coding region: 193-2616 (807 amino acids)
Biological process (GO): protein phosphorylation; protein ubiquitination
Molecular function (GO): ATP binding; protein kinase activity; ubiquitin-protein transferase activity
Source: RefSeq, a predicted model, not a curated record
ACCGAUCCUUUAUUUCUCCCCAAUUCUUUCACACUAUGUAGCCUAAUAAUAAUACCUCACGGCCAUAUCAUCAACAACCUCUCGUCCUUUUUGUUCUCUCGCUGAUAGGAGUCUUGCCGGACUUCUUGCUUCGUCUUCUUCCUGAUUCAGCGGCCAAACGUGAGAACUGGGGAAGCUUGGAGCAAUCAAAUUAUGGAUGCCACCGCCCAAACAGGGAAAAUAUAUGUCGCUGUGAGUAAUGAUCUUCAAGAUGGAAUCAAAACCUUGAAUUGGGCUCUCAAUAAAUGGAAAUCUUAUCCUAUUUCCAUUGUUAUUCUCUACGUGAGUCACAAUACUUCCAAGGAUCAUGUUACUACCCCUUUUGGCAAACUCCCAGCAAGAUCUGUGAACGAUGAGAUGCUACCAGCUCUCAGGAAACAAGAGCAAGAGAAAAUCGACAAACUUCUUUCCAAGUACAUAUCUUUCUGUGGGAAGGUGCCAGCUGAAAUACUUGAAGUCGACAAAUUUGACGAACCUAUUCAAAAACGUGUAGUAGACAUGAUUAUUGGUCUAGAAAUAACCAAACUCGUCAUUGGAUUUUCAGUGAUGAAGCCCUCCUGGAAAUCACGAGGUGCCAUAAGCGGAUUGUUCUAUAUUCAUCAGCAUAAGCCUGAAUUCUGUGAACUGUUCAUUUUAUGCGGAGGGAAACAAGUAUUCAUGAGAGGACAGAACGAUGAGAAGACCAUGGAGGACGAUAAUGGGGUUGUGGUUGCCAGAAUGAGAGACAAGAUAACAUUCAAAGAUUGGUUAGAUAAACUGUUGCCUGAGAGAAGCCAUUUGGAUUCCCCAGACUAUCGUGGAUCAGCAAAUUCUUCAUCAGCAAGUAUGGAAUCCCCAGGUUCACAGAACCAGUGGGAAUUCUAUCUCCAAGAGAUUGAAACUUAUUUCCAGGAUUUGUUGUCUUCUCACAUGAAUGAUGAACAAUUGAGCCUUGAGCAUCAAGACAGUGACGUCUCGCGGAUUAGUGGAGUUGAGCCAGAUGAUGUCAGGGAACAGAACAAUUCUAAUAUGAGAGGAGCGGAAAGAAUUGAGAUGUUGAAAAGAAAACUGGAGGAGGCACAUAAGAUGAUCCAGCUGAAGAGGAAAGAAGCUAAGGAUCAAAGUGAUAGACAUGCAAAAGCUGAAUGGGCUAUUUGUUUAUGCAACGCUCGGGCUCAAGAACUUGAAGGCAAAAUCAAGGAAGAGAUCAACAUGAAGGAGGAGUUAGCAAAAGAAUUGGAAGCAGAAAAGGAAACCAUAUACGAAACCAGACGUGAUAUUGAAGAGAGCAGAAAGAGGUUAAGCUCACUGUUGGAGCUUCAAUUGGAGCUCUCAAACAAGCUUCAGAUCUCCACACAGGCAAGGUCACAAGCUGAAAUUCAAUUGGAGAAUGCGGCGAAUACCAGGUCGGAGAUGGUGGCCGAGAUCGACGAGCUUAGGAGACAAAGAGACGUGCUUUACAGAAGGAUCGAGUUUUGCAAAGAAAAGGACGCCAUCGGAAUGGCGGCGAGGCUGACGGAACCCAGUUUGAAUUUUAGAGAGUACACGGUCGACGAGAUCAGGUUGGCCACCGACGACUUCUCCGACCGCCUCAUGCUGAAGUCCGGUGGUGCCGACUGGACCAACGUUUAUAGAGGAAAGAUCAACCAUUCCACCGUAGCCAUCAAGAUCCCCCCUUCCAAUCAUGCCUUGUCACCCCAAGAAUUCCAAGCUCAGGUGAGACUUCUUGGGGCUAUUCGGCAUCCUCACGUGCUGGCGAUGGUGGGAUUUUGCAGUGAACUAAAAUGCAUAGUUUUGGAAUAUAUGAAUAAUGGCAGCUUGAGGGACAUGCUAUUUUCCAGGAGAAGAAACCGAGCCUUACCAUGGCAAGACCGAAUCAGGAUAGCCGCCGAAGUUUGUUCGGGCUUGGGCUUUCUUCAUUCGGCCCAGCCCAAACCCUUCAUCCAUGGGCACCUGACGCCUUCCAGCAUCCUUCUCGAUCGCAACCUCGUUGCCAAGAUCAAAGGUUUUGGGUCCAACGAAGGCAACCCACAAUCUGAUGUAAGGGCCUUUGGAGUUUUGAUCAUGCAUUUGCUGACGGGAAGAAACUGGGUGGGCCUGGUUGAGGAGGAGAUGAAGAUGGGAGAAUCUUUGAUGAAGGUUUUGGAUGAGACUGCUGGGCCGUGGCAGUUGAAUGUGGCCCAAAAGCUAGCAGACUUAGCCUUGAAGUGCAUGGGCUUUCCUAAUGGGCCUAAGCCCAAGGAAGGGCUAAGCAUCGGAAAUGUAAUGCUGGAACUAAAUGAGAUCAGAAGAGAGGCUAAUGACGAAGGUGCUAGAGGAGACACAACAAGAUUUAGCGGAGGUGUAGAUAAAGAAGAGCUUAUGGAUGUGCCCAACGUGUUUCUUUGUCCCAUACUUCAGGAGGUGAUGAAGAAUCCACACGUGGCAGCGGAUGGGUUUUCAUAUGAAUUAGAAGCAAUAGAAGAGUGGGUGGGUUCAGGGCAUGAGAGAUCGCCAAUGACAAACGCAAGGCUGCCUCACUUGUUUUUUACCCCUAAUCACUCCCUUCGUUCCCUAAUUCUGGACUGGCAAACCAAAAGAUCUUCUCAUUUUAAAUAAUUAGUGCUCCGCUUUGUUCAUUAUGUACAGAGUUCAAUUGAGGCUUAUUUAAGAGAGAAUCAUAAGGUUUGAGAGAUCCUGUUGACCCAUUAAUUUUCACCACAGAAGGAAUCCAAUACACGUGAACCAAAUUAAGGGGAAGUAAUAGCAACAUGGGCAAUCGUCCCAACAGAAAUUCAAAGUUGUAAGAUAUUGGUUCCUUUUACUGCGCUCGAUUUCAUUUGUUCAAUGAAAACAUUUUGAUAACUCUAAAUGAUUAACAGGCUAGCUAUGCCAAAGGUGAUCCCAAA